This is a messenger RNA of Symbiodinium pilosum, 363 nucleotides long. NCBI's taxonomy places the organism in Eukaryota, Dinophyceae, Suessiales, Symbiodiniaceae. The record is from the annotation of a GenBank genome assembly.
AUGCAGGCACAAGAUGGGACCUCGUCGGAACUUGCCGGCGAGGCCUUGGUCUUGAAUCUGGAGUCCCAGCCAAGUGACCUGAACGGAGAGCUUGAUCGGCUUCAUCAAGAUCCUCCUGAAAAGCGGGGUGGUUACACUUGCCUGGCAGUCUAUGGCCUGUCAGUUGUUCGCUUGGGGCCUUUGGAGCGGGUGCUGAAGGAGCUGCCGAACCUGCAGAAGAUAGUACUCCCAGACAGGAAUCCGGAUAAAGUCUUCCUGCAGUUCCUUAAAGAGGUAGUUACAGAACACCAGCUGGCUCAGAGCAUGAAGAUAGCCUUCAAAGAUGGCACAGAGGUGAGCAUCGGGUCUCUAUUCCGGCCCUAA